This is a messenger RNA of Epinephelus lanceolatus (giant grouper), 1113 nucleotides long. It is a transcript of the gene her5, whose product is annotated as hairy-related 5. Gene Ontology annotation, molecular function: protein dimerization activity. The record is from RefSeq and is a predicted model, not a curated record. Lineage: Eukaryota; Metazoa; Chordata; Actinopteri; Perciformes; Serranidae.
CAACAAAGUUGGAAGGAGGCCACGAGCGUGCCAUUUUCAGUUUUGGAUUCACGGCAAGGACAGACUGACACGAGUCCACUUUCAGCAUGAAGUCUUUUUCUUCCCCCGAGUCUCCCAGACAGAGGACCGUGAGAAGGGUCUCCAAGCCUGUGAUGGAGAAACGCAGACGGGAGCGGAUCAACCACAGUCUGGAGACAAUACGACUCCUGAUGCUGGAUAACACUCACUAUGAGAAUCUGAAGAAUCCAAAGGUGGAGAAGGCAGAGAUCCUAGAGAGUGUGGUCCAUUUCCUUAAGACAGAGAAGGAGGUGGAGAAGGGUCACCGGGCCGUGAGGAGAGUCCUGUCCAGGGAGCAGAGACCAGCCUCCGCCCGCCAGCACAACUACCAUGACGGCAUGAGGUCCUGUCUGCUGAGGGUCAGCCACUUCAUAGCCAGCAAGAGCCAGGGGUCAGAGGAGGCCGGUGGGGACACAGUUCAGGCUUCUCUUGCGCUUCCUGGGCCCCAGACACACCCUUCAUCUCCCGGACACAUCCACAGGGCACAGGUUGCUCUGUCUCCCCAGCAUCUGUCCCACCGUCAUCGCCAGCACGGGAUCUCUCACCCAUACCUCACCCAGAGGACUGGCCUUCACUGUGACACCAGGGAGCUGCUCUCCUCUACGGCAGCCUGCACGCACAUCACUGAUCCAGUGUGGAGGCCCUGGCCGCAGUGACUGACUCUUGGACACAGAUGUUUAUUUUAGAUUUUAGCUGUGUAAAUAUGUAUUUUGUUGUACAGCUUGGAUUCAUGUGUACAGUGAAGAUAUUUUCAUGCCCCAUGAGGCGUUUUUCCUUUAAGAUUUGCUGUUUUGCACGCUUUUUUUAUUUUUUGAUCUUAGUUAUACUUAUGAAAGAUUUUUUUAGCUGUAACUUAAAAAAAUAAAAUGCAUUUUACGCGUGCGUAAAAUUCGCGUCAUCUGUUUUGGCUGGUGACCACUCCAGCAGAUGUGCUUUUCAUUUUUGCUUUGCUCUGAGUACAUAUUGUACAUAAUAGAGAUAUGAUGAAUUGUUUUCCUGAUUGUGCUUGAUGAAUUCUCUUGUUUCCAUUUCCAAUAAAGCACAACUUCCUGAUCA